Arabis nemorensis is the source of this 366-nucleotide messenger RNA. Lineage: Eukaryota; Viridiplantae; Streptophyta; Magnoliopsida; Brassicales; Brassicaceae. The record is from the annotation of a GenBank genome assembly.
AUGAGACGCUUCUCUCUCUCUCCCGUCCGUGGCAUGGCGAGCACCUCUCGAGCAGCCACUGAUGAGGCUAUCGCCAGGCUCAAAAGCGUCCUCAAGAACGGCCCAUACGAGAUGGACGUGUACAGACUACGUACCCAAGGCAAAAGGGAUAUCGAGCAAGGCGAAGCAAAGAUCCAGGAAAGUGAAAAGAUAUUGAACGAAGCGGCGGACACUUCAUGUGACACAAAACUUGAAGAAGCUGAGAAGGUUCGUCAAGAAGGAGUGAAAAUGAUCGAUGAAGGUAACAAAAAAAUAACUAAAGCGACCGAGUAUGACGACCUCAUCAAGAAGGCGAGACAUUACGCAAGCACGGGGGAAUUAAUCUAA